This is a messenger RNA of Folsomia candida, 1545 nucleotides long. RefSeq lists its product as uncharacterized. Bases 4 to 882 code for a protein of 292 amino acids. The record is from RefSeq and is a predicted model, not a curated record. The transcript is spliced from 2 exons. Lineage: Eukaryota; Metazoa; Arthropoda; Collembola; Entomobryomorpha; Isotomidae.
GACAUGUCCUUCCGAAACGAAAUGUUGGAACUCCAACUGUUCGAGAACAAGGAAAAAUUUUUAGAAAUUGAAAUCCAAAAACGAGAAGCAAGCUGUAGCAGCCAUCAUGUCGUCACCUCUGCUUCCGUAAAAGUGGGCACCGAUAUCGUCACCACCGACGCCGGAGUUGCCACGGACGAAGACGUUUUGUGGAAAUUUCAACUGGACGACUUUUUCCUUUCACAAUUAAACAGCAAAAGUGACGAUAAGACAGGGGCCCCACAACAAAAGGGAGAUGUCAGUGGGCGACAAAGCGUGGAAGUUGGUAACGAUCCCAUCAGAGAGAUCAAGAAAAAGAUGCGGACCCCACUUUCUGCCAGAAACGUGAUGUUUAACGAGAUACGGACAAAGUUAAAGAGCGACUACCCGGAAGUUGACACUGGCCAACCGUUGUCGCCACUCGCCGCGGCCAAAAUCUGGUUGGAGCGGACCCCCUCCCCACUCACGACCAUGGUCCUAAAUCCCGUCUCCUUCACCAAUUUGUUCGACCCCCUGCCUUCGCCAUACGGCUCAAAAACGUGUCAAAAUACGAAUCCUGAAGGACAAGAAACUCUCACCCCCAUCGAUUUUGCCCCUUUUUCGUCACCCGUCUCAAAUACGCAUCAAGAUCUCCAAAAUGCCGAAAUACAAGAAGCUUGCCCCGAUUUUACACCAAUCACGGAAAUCUCGUCCACCAAUUUGAUCACGUUUCCUUCCUCAAAGUUCCAAUUUCUUGACGAAAACGAAAAUGAAAAUCUUCUCGAUUCCGACGAGGCACCAAAAUUCGUCAAUCUUUUCCAAGCAGAAUUACCAUUUUCGACAUGUUCCUCCUCACUCAAUAAUGAAUUCGCCAAUAAUUUUUAAGCUGUUUUUGGUAUUCAUAUUUUCAUGAAAAAAUACAUUUCUUAAAAAAAAUCAAAAUUGUAAACCCUCAACUAUUUUUUAUUCAAUUGAUAAGUAUAAAUGUGCUGAUCUCUUCGAUGAAUUGCCAACUUGUUCCUAACUCAACCAUGAAUUCGCCAAUAAUUUUUAAGCUUUUUUUUGGUAUUCAUAUUUUCAUGAAAAAAAUCAAAAUUGCAACUCCCUCCACUUUUUUUCUUUCUUUUUUUUUAUUCAAUUGAUAUAAAUGUGCUAAUUCUUAGGAAAACAUAUCACUUUCAAGACAACAUUGAAAGAAGUUAUACAUCAUAUUUACUUAAUAAACAGUAGGGAAGUGGUAAGUAAGUUGUGUAAGUAUUUAUAUGUAUGUAAGGAUACAAAUAAUAAUAAAAUAGUAACUAAACCCAGUUGAUUUUUUUCAUUUUACAUACAAUACGAUUACGAUAUAAAUAAAUUGUAUAUAAAUUUUUAAUUAUAAUAAUAUGAUCACGAUCACACUUUUUUCAUUUCAUUGCAGCCUUCGACACUCUCACAAAUUAUAAGUAAUUAACCAAAUAUUUAGCUAGUAAUCGCCUAAUAAUUAGUAGCUACCCCUGAGUCCGGUGAAAAGUGAGGACCACUUUCACCCAGCAUACAUAAAUAUGUAUC